Setaria italica (foxtail millet) is the source of this 1604-nucleotide messenger RNA. Its product is annotated as metacaspase-5. Gene Ontology annotation, biological process: proteolysis. Gene Ontology annotation, molecular function: cysteine-type endopeptidase activity. The record is from RefSeq and is a predicted model, not a curated record. Bases 184 to 1425 code for a protein of 413 amino acids. The transcript is spliced from 2 exons. NCBI's taxonomy places the organism in Eukaryota, Viridiplantae, Streptophyta, Magnoliopsida, Poales, Poaceae.
ACAGCUCGGCGCCGCAUCCUAAAGUCCUAAGCCCCACCAGCCAGGCAGCCACCACCAUCUUCCUCGAACGCCCCGCGCCGCGCCUCGCCUCGCCUCAUCUCAUCUCAUCGCGCCGCCGCGUCGCCUCGCCCCACCGUCGCCGGCGGCCGAUCGGCGCGCCACCGGAUCCGGAAAAGGGGAACGAUGGGGGAGAAGCGCGCGGUGUUGGUGGGGAUCAACUACCCGGGCACCAAGGCGGAGCUCAAGGGCUGCCACAACGACGUCGCCCGCAUGCGCCGCUGCCUCGUCGACCGCUUCGGCUUCGACGAGUCCGGCAUCCGCGUCCUCGUCGACGACGGCUCCGGGGGGCCGCAGCCCACGGGGGCCAACAUCCGGCGGGAGCUCGCGCGCCUCGUCGGGGACGCGCGGCCCGGGGACCUGCUCUUCUUCCACUACAGCGGGCACGGCACGCGGCUGCCCGCCGAGACCGGCCAGGACGACGACACCGGGUACGACGAGUGCAUCGUGCCCUGCGACAUGAAUCUUAUCACAGACCAAGAUUUCACGGAGCUUGUGCAAAAAGUCCCCGAAGGCUGUCUGCUCACCAUAGUCUCUGAUUCAUGCCAUAGUGGUGGGCUACUUGACAAGACCAAGGAGCAGAUUGGGCACAGUACCAAGCAGAACCAGACCCAGCGCCGGGAACUAGAAGAGCGGUCUGAUUCUGGUACCAGCUUCCGUGCAUUCCUCAAAGAGACUGUCCGGGACGUGUUUGAGUCUCAAGGAAUCCACUUGCCUCACCGUGGCCACCGGCACAGCGACGACGGGGAUGAUGGUGAUGAGGAGCCACGCUACAUCGACGCAGCAGAUGCCCAUGUCAAAAACCGAUCGCUACCUCUCUCGACAUUGAUCGAGAUGCUCAAGGAGAAGACUGGGAAGGAUGACAUUGAUGUAGGCUCAAUCCGGCUGACGCUUUUCAACCUCUUCGGAGAUGACGCCAGUCCCAAGGUCAAGAAGUUUAUGAAGGUCAUGCUGAACAAGCUCCAGCAGGGCCAGCACGGCGGCGUCAUGGGCUUCAUGGGCGCCCUGGCACAGGAAUUCCUGAAAGCCAAGCUGGAAGGACAGCAAGACCAGCUCGAGCCAGCCAUGAACCAAGAGGUGCACAGCGAGGAGGAGGUGUACGCCGGGACGACGGCUAGGGUGCCAAGCAACGGCGUCCUGAUCAGUGGGUGCCAGACCGAUCAGACCUCUGCCGACGCGACCACACCGAAGGGCGUCUCCUACGGCGCGCUCAGCAACGCCAUCCAGACCAUCCUCGCGGAGCACGGGACGGUGACGAACAAGGAGCUGGUGCUGAAAGCGCGCAAGAUGCUGUCCAAGCAGGGGUACACUCAGCAGCCUGGCCUUUACUGCAGCGAUGAGCACGCUAGUGUGGCUUUCAUAUGCUGAAGCGUUGGUUAUGUACUGCAAUCUUUGUACAUUUUUACUGUCUAUGGAGUGUUGUGGGCUGCUGGCUACGCUUUCAUUGAGACAUGGGAAUGAGUUGUUUUAUCGGUACAUUUGGUUUAAAUUUCUCAAAAAACAUUUCAGACUAUAAAGCUGCAUUUGUCAUGGACCUGUUAACUCUA